Uranotaenia lowii is the source of this 5031-nucleotide messenger RNA. RefSeq lists its product as uncharacterized. The transcript has 2 exons. Lineage: Eukaryota; Metazoa; Arthropoda; Insecta; Diptera; Culicidae. The record is from RefSeq and is a predicted model, not a curated record. Gene Ontology annotation, molecular function: nucleic acid binding. Gene Ontology annotation, biological process: DNA integration. Bases 1 to 5031 code for a protein of 1676 amino acids.
AUGGCGGAGAAGAAGAUGAAGGCAAAGGAGCUGAAACGGAAAAACAUCCUGGAUUCCAUGCAGCGCAUCCAAGACUUCCUGACGAAUUACGAUGAGGAGCGAGACAUGAACGAGGUAGCGAUACGUCUGGCCCGACUUGAUAACCUGAUGGAAACUUUUGAAGCGAUCCAAGGAGAAUAUGAAACGUACGACGAUGAACCAGAAUUUGCUGCGGCUAAUGCGAAGUACCUCCGAUCUGCUUUGCGAGGUGACGCGCUAAAACUCAUUGAAUCCUUAACCAUUACCGCAAACAACUACGCGGUAGCUUGGGAAGCACUCCUCAACCGCUAUUCCAACACAUACUUACUAAAAAAGAAACACUUGCAAGCUCUAAUUGUCCACUCGAAGGUCUCGGGGAAAUCCGCUGCUGGUUUACGUGCUGUAGUAGAGGAUUUCCAACGGCAUGUCAAAAUACUCAACCAACUAAAUGAACCAACCGCGCAUUGGGGCAGUCUCUUGGUUCAACUACUGUGCUCUCGAAUCGACGAUUACACCCUGAAGGAAUGGGAAGAAUUUGUCUCUGCUAAUCACGAACCAACUUAUGAAAACCUCAUCGAAAUAUUAACCCGUAAAAUCCGGACCCUAGAAUCCCUUCACAUUUCGGCUGAGCAGUCCACUUCUUCUUCUCAAACGAAGCACAAUCUCCCUGUCAGGCAAACUAAACCCCAAAAUCCUACAUCGUCGAAAAUCAACUCCUAUACUGCAGUGGAACGGUACCAACCUGAAUGCCUAGCUUGCCGCGAUUAUCAUCCUUUAGUGAGAUGUCCGGUUUUUGAAAAGAUGCAGCUUAAAGAUCGGUUGAACCUGGUCAACACGAAACGGAUUUGUAGCAAUUGCUUCAGGGGCAACCACUUCGCCCGGAAUUGCCAAUCCAACUUCUCCUGCAAACACUGUCAAAAACGCCACCACUCUUUAUUGCAUCCCGGGUUCGAUGCAUCAGUAUCGAACAACAAUCCAAAUUCCAGCGGCUCACAAAUCCGAACAGCCCAGAAUUCUCCUAAAGUCAACGAAUCCUCAACAGUGGCAAAAAAUCCUGAAGUGAUCUCGUCCAACUCCGCUGUAGAAUCCCGUGGAAUGAACGUCUUCCUAUCGACCGUCGUCGUCAAGGUGCUAGAUGGAUAUGGAAAUGAACAUCUGGCCCGAGCUCUGUUAGACAGUGGAUCACAAAGCAGUCUCAUGAGUGACCGCCUUUGUCAGAAACUAAGAUUGCUUCGUCAUCGUAUUGACCAACCCAUCCUCGGUAUUGGUGAAUCUCCCAUUCGGGCAGUUUGCUCCGUGACCACCGAAGUGAGAUCGAGAGUUGAUGACUUCUCUAUUCCCCUGAAUUGUUUGGUGCUCAAAAAGCUGACUGCUGAUCUACCUGCUGUAACCAUUACCACUGCAAACUGGCAGAUACCGAACGACAUCACACUUGCUGAUCCCGAGUACAACGUCUCACGAAAGGUAGACCUCAUAAUAGGUGCCGAACACUUUUAUGCAAUCCUCCAGGGUGGCCGGUUGCAAAUUGACCCACACGCCCUGGCCUUAGUGGAAAGUAGGUUCGGAUGGCUUGUUUCAGGAGCAGUGCCUUUUGAUCCCAUACCCCAAGCUCUGGUUUGUUGUCCGUCUAUUUUGGAAACCCUCAACGAGAACCUCGAAAAAUUCUGGAAAAUAGACGAAUUUGAAAAUUCUAAACCCACCCUUUCACCCAACGAUCAAUAUUGUGAGGACUUCUUCAAGGAAACGGUAAGCCGCGAUUCCACUGGUCGAUACUCCGUAAAAUAUCCCAAAAAAGACGAUUUGGAAUCAAUGAUAGGCGAGUCUUACUCCAAUGCCAAGGCCCGUCUCAUCAGCUUGGAAAGAAAAUUGGACAAAAAUCCCAUCCUUAAAGAAAGGUAUCAUGCCUUUAUGGCCGAAUUCAUCCAACUGGGACACAUGCGAGAGGUACCUGUUGACGACCCAGAACCUACUGUUGUAUGCUAUCUUCCUCACCAUGCCGUGUUGAAAGAAUCCAGCACCACUACGAAGGUACGCAGUGUUUACAACGCUUCGGCAAAAACAAGUACUGGAUUCUCUCUCAACGAUUCGCUCCGAGUAGGCCCUGUCAUCCAAGAUGAGCUCUUCGACAUCUUACUCCGCUUUCGCAAAAAUUUGGUGGUAUUGUUGGCUGACAUAGAGAAGAUGUAUAGGCAAAUCGUUCUUCACCCCGAUGACCGACCCCUUCUGCGUUUGUUGUGGAGAUUCAGCCCGAACGACCCGAUUACGAAAUAUGAGAUGACAACAGUGACAUACGGUUUGGGCCCAUCCUCGUUCUUGGCUACCCGCACACUUCAUCAACUUGCGGAUGAUGAAGGUGCUUCUUUUCCUCUCGCCGCAGCCUCUGUGAAGCGAGAUUUUUACAUGGAUGAUUUUGUACGGAGUGAAGAAACCAUAUCUACAGCAAUCCAACUGCGUAAGGAGAUGGACGAACUGAUGAGCCGUGGAGGAUUUUCCUUGAGGAAAUGGUGCUCGAAUUUUCCUGAAGUUUUGGAAGGAGUGCCACCAGAAAACCUAGCCCAUCCUAGCUAUGAAAAUCCCGAACCUGGUAAGGUGGUGAAAGUCUUAGGAAUUUCCUGGGAGCCCGAGCAUGAUUUAUUUUGUUUCAAAUUUGCCCCAUUCACAACCGACGGAAAGAUUACAAAGAACCGAAUUCUUUCCGUAAUUGCCCAACUUUAUGACCCUUUGGGAUUGAUUGCUCCCGUCGUUGUACGCGCGAAAAUGUUUAUCCAACAACUUUGGUUGAUGUCCAUCGAAUGGAAUGAGGAAGUCCCCAAUCAAAUCCGAACUAAGUGGGAAGAUUUUGUAAAGGACUUGUCAUCGCUAGCUGAGUUUCGGAUCCCGCGGUUUGCCUUUGACAGGGGGGAGGUGCAGCUACAUUGCUUCACGGACGCCUCUGAAUCAGCUUAUGGAGCCUGCAUCUACGCUCGGACGGAGAAGGCCAACGGGGAGGUGAAGGUGGUCUUACUGGCGGCGAAAUCCCGAGUAGCACCGCUUCAGAAACGCAGCAUCCCGAGACUAGAACUAUGCGCUGCUCAGCUAGGCGCUCGCUUAUCGACGAGAGUUGUUGACACACUGGACCUGAGAUCUGCACCAAUCUACUACUGGACCGAUUCGAUGGUUGUUAUUUAUUGGCUACGAGCACCAUCACAAACCUGGAAAACCUUUGUGGCUAACCGAGUCGCAGACAUCCACAUCCUAACGAAGAACGCAUCAUGGCAGCAUGUUCCCGGAGUAAAUAACCCAGCUGACGUCGUCUCCAGAGGCUUAACUGUACACCAGCUUCUGACCUGCAAACUAUGGACCCAUGGACCCGAUUGGUUGGGAAGGGGAGAGGAAAAUUGGCCGAAGUUGGAGAUCCCGAGAACCACUAAUAUUGAUGGAGACACUGAGCGCAAAACCACCACCUUGCUAAUCCAAAAUCCACAACCACUUAACCCUUUGUUUACUCGAUCAUUCUCGUACAACCGUUUGCUCCGUACGACUGCUUAUUGUUUGCGAGUUUCUCGGAAGGCGAGAAAAGAACUCAAAGAAUCCACUUUAACCCUCACUCCCACUGAACUCGAAUCUGCCAGAGACUGCCUGGUAAAAUUAGUUCAAGCUGAAUGUUACCACACCGAGUUGAACUUACUACGAAAAGGAAAACCGGUACCAAAAAAAUCCGCCCUAAGUUUGUUAAAUCCUUUUGUUGAUGCUUCGGGAAUAAUCCGAGUCGGUGGCCGGCUCAAAUUGUCCUUGGAAACCUUUAGCACCAAACACCAAAUCCUGCUCCCCGGAUUUCACCGUUUCACCCGAAUGCUUUUGUUGUCAUUUCACAACAAAUUGGUUCACGGGGGAAUAGCGCUUACGCUGGGUGUAGUGCGCAAUGAAUAUUGGCCUACAAAUGGGAGAAGAGCUGUGCGCAGCGUAAUUCGAACCUGUUUUCGUUGUACUCGAGCAAACCCUAAGCCUCUCAAGCAACCAAUUGGCCAAAUACCCCUUGCCCGAGUUACCCCAAGUCGUCCCUUCGCAUCAACUGGCAUUGACUAUUGUGGCCCGGUGUUUGUUAAGUCCCCGAACCGUAAAUCUGCUCCCACCAAAGCCUAUAUUGCCCUAUUUGUCUGCUUUAGCACAAAAGCAGUUCACAUUGAGCUUGUGGGGGACCUAUCCACAGCCUCAUUUCUCUCUGCUCUACAACGUUUCGUGGCCAGACGUGGCAAACCUCAAUACAUCUACUCCGACAAUGCCACAAAUUUUGUAGGAGCUCGAAACGAGCUACACGCUCUCUACGGAAUGAUCUCAAGCCCCAAGGAAACCGAUCGUAUCGCUACCGCUCUCGCAACCGAGGGCAUACAAUGGAAAAUGAUCCCCCCGCGUGCACCCAACUUUGGCGGCCUGUGGGAAGCCGCCGUGAAGGUUGCGAAAAAACAUUUGGUUCGUCAGUUAGGCAGCACCUCUCUACUCUACGAGGACCUAGUGACGAUUUUGUCGCAGAUCGAGGGAGCAAUGAACUCGAGACCGUUGGCCCCUUUGUCUGAAGACCCCAACGAUUUCGAAGCCAUCACUCCGAGCCACUUUUUAAUUGGAUCUCAACUGCAAGCUCUUCCACAUCCCGACCUGAAAGACGUAACUGAGAACCGGCUGAGGAAUCGCUAUCAGGUCAUCCAACAGAAGCAGCAGCUUUUCUGGUAUCAUUGGCAGACAGAAUACCUCAAAGAGCUGCAACGGCAAUCUACUACCAACCCGCAGCAAGUGAAUCUCAAAAUCGGCCAGGUGAUGAUUCUUCAAGAUGACCUGUUACCCCCGGUGCGCUGGCCUCUCGUGCGCAUCAUGAAACUACAUCCUGGAGCUGACGGUGUGACACGGGUGGUGACCAUCCGCACACCCACUGGUGCUAUCUUCAAGCGUGCUGUGGUCAAGCUGUGUCCGUUGCCUACGAUGGACGAAGAGGAGUCAUCGACAGCCGCCCCCGCACUAGGUGACAUCAAUGUUGAUUGA